AUGGCCAUGGCGGGUUGUAAUGGCUUCUUUCUACAUCAAUUGAGGCAACCCCGGCUUCAAUUGGCCCGUCAACUUGGUCGCACGCCGUCCCGGGCCUAUUCUGCACCCUCCAACGGCUCCAUCCCCGCCGCCAAGAAGAAGUAUGUCCCGACCAAGGGGACCUAUCCUCUCGGGUUCCGGACUUCUGGUACCAUAGUUGGUGUCAAGCCGAGUAACACGACGAAGCCGGACCUGGCUCUGUUGACAUCAGACGCGCCUUGUGUUGCCGCUGCCGUCUUCACCAAGAACAAGUUCCAAGCGGCUCCCGUCACUUUUAGCCGAAACCUCCUCGAGAGGAGGAAGAACCAGGGAAUCCAGAGCGUCAUCAUCAACUCGGGAUGCGCCAAUGCCGUCACGGGCAAGGGCGGCCUGGAGGAUGCCACCAAAAUGGCCCAAGAAGCGGAUAAGUGCACUGGUCAGAACGAGAGCACCAUCGUCAUGAGCACCGGCGUGAUCGGCCAGCGGCUCCCCAUCGACAAGAUUCUCAACAAGGUCCCUUCCGCGCACGGCGCCCUUGGGGGUUCCCACGACCACUGGCUGGCGGCGGCUAAGGCCAUCUGCACGACCGACACCUUUCCCAAACUCAUGUCUCGCACCUUCGCCCUGCCCUCCUCGCCGGGCGUCGAGUACAGGAUAGCGGGUAUGACCAAGGGCGCGGGGAUGAUCCACCCCAACAUGGCCACGCUGCUGGGCGUCAUCGCCACAGACGCACCCAUCACCUCGGCCGCCCUCCCCUCGGCGCUCAAGCACGCCGUCGACCGCUCGUUCAACAGCAUCACCAUCGACGGCGACACCUCCACCAACGACACGGUCGCCCUGUUUGCCAACGGCGCCGCAGGCGGCAAGGAGGUCGCGGAGGGUACCCCCGACUACGACGCCUUCCGGGCGGUGCUGACCGACUUUGCGGCCGAGCUGGCCCAGCUGGUUGUGCGCGACGGCGAGGGCGCGACCAAGUUUGUCACGGUGCGCGUGACCGAGUCAGCCAGCGAGGAGGCCGCGCGCCGGAUCGCCAGCACCAUUGCCAGGUCGCCGCUCGUCAAGACGGCCCUGUAUGGCAAGGACGCCAACUGGGGCCGUAUCUUGUGCGCCACUGGGUACUCGCUGAUUUCGGAGCCGGGGCAACCCAUCAAUGAUGUGCCCGAGAUCGCUCCCGAGAAGACGAAUGUGUCGUUUAUUCCUACCGAUGGCACGGCCGAGCUGAAGCUCCUGGUCAACGGGGAGCCGGAGAAGGUGGACGAGGCGAGAGCUGCUGAAAUUCUGGAACUCGAGGAUCUUGAGAUCCUAGUCCGCUUGGGGCAGGGUGACAAGCAGGCGACUUACUGGACCUGCGACUAUAGCCACGAGUAUAUUACUAUCAACGGCGAUUAUCGCACUUAG
Molecule: messenger RNA, 1416 nt
Organism: Chaetomium globosum CBS 148.51
Lineage: Eukaryota; Fungi; Ascomycota; Sordariomycetes; Sordariales; Chaetomiaceae
Exons: 3
Coding region: 1-1416 (471 amino acids)
Biological process (GO): L-arginine biosynthetic process; L-ornithine biosynthetic process
Cellular component (GO): mitochondrial matrix
Molecular function (GO): L-glutamate N-acetyltransferase activity, acting on acetyl-L-ornithine as donor; L-glutamate N-acetyltransferase activity, acting on acetyl-CoA as donor
Source: RefSeq, a predicted model, not a curated record